UACACAUCUCAGGUCACUUUAUCUCGUGGUCCUCUUUGAGUAUUCACAGACACAUGUAGGCAACACACUCGCGGCAGUGGAAAUCAUGUCACGAAAGGAAUUUUUACUAGGAGGAGGAUUAUAAAUUUCCCCUUCGCGCUUGAACUCUAGCCAUCUACAAACUGUCCACACCAAACAGGUAGACAACACACGACGUGCAAAACACCGAACAGAAGCGCACAUAGCUUGUAUCCAUGGCGCCGUCGGAGACGAUGCUGGAGUCGGCGGCCUACGGGCGGAUGCGGGCGGAGAACCCGUCGGAGUUCGUGCCACGCAGCGUCUUCUUCGCACGCGACGGCGGCAGCGGCAUCGACCGCCGCAACAGCCUCUGGGUGAAAGCGGCGGUCGUCUACGAGUCCAUCACCGGCCUCCACGUCAACGACGGGGCCAAGCCCGUCGCCACCAGCCUCCUCCUCCGCCUCGCCGACGAUUGCCGCUCCCGCAUCCACGCCGGUCAGACGCCUCAGACCAAGAUAUCUACCGCGGUUUCUGAUGCGCUCAAGGAAAUGCUGGAAGCUACUUCAGGAGCUUCAUCAAAUGUCGUCACCGCCCAAAAUGUUGGCGUAAAUCAGCUAGGGAAGCCGGCGGACCUCCCCGACGAAGAAGGCUCGGACGACAACAAGCGGGUGAUCGACGCCAUCUUCCUCGUCGUCGGCUUCCUUCGGAGGCUGUCCAAGGCGGCCGCCGGCAUCAGCCGCGACGCCGUCGAUGAGGGGUUCAAGUCCACGCACAUGCAGGACAUCGUCACGGACGUGAUCAAGCUGGAGAACCAGCUCCCGCUCAAGCUCCUGCUCGACGUGGUCGACCACGUCGAGGACGCCAUCCGCGGCAUCGCCGCCGCCCCGUCCAGCGAGUUCGAGGAUCUCAAGAAGUUCCUCGAGGGGUACAAGCUGGGCUUCACACGCGCCACGUUCUUCGACGACGUCGUCCGCCCCUUCUGCUGGUACUACUCGCCAUUCUUCAGCAAGCAGCUGCCAGCGGCCGCGGCGCCGCCUAAGGUGGCCGACGGCCAGCAGCUCGACAACGUCGCCGACAACCCCGAGACGGCGGCGCGCACGCUCCUGGACUUCUUGCACGACAGCGUGGUGCCGGUGGUGCCGCGCGCGGCAUCGGAGAAGGGGACAGGCGGCGGCAAGACGUCCCGCAUGCCGACGGCCAGGGAGCUGAACCGGUCCGGCGUGCGGAUCGCGCCAGGCGAGGACGGCCGCGCGGCGGUGGAAUUCGACGAGACGUCGGCUAGGCUGCGGCUGCCGGCGCUGGUCUACGACUUCAAGCUUGCCACGGUGGCGAGGAACCUGCUGGCGCGGGAGUACGAGGAGCAGAGCAAACCCGUGACGCGCUACUUCCAGAUGAUGAACGAGCUAGUCGAGGACGCGGCCGAUACCAGGAUCCUCCGCCGCGCCGGCGCCGUGCGCGGCGGCGGGACGUCCGGCGCCGAGGUGCACCAGCUGGUCAAGAAGAUCGAUGGCUACGCGACCUACCCGUCGGUGUUCAUGGCCAUGGACGUGCAGAUCGAGAAGGUGAGGCAGUUCCACGACAAGAGGAUGCAGAACUUCCUCGUGCGCUACCGCCCCGGCGUCAUCUGGGCAUCGUCGGUCGCCGCCGUCUCUGUGGUUGCCAUUGUUGCCGCGAGGAGGAACCGGGGCUGAUCCAAAGCCAACUGCAGCUAAUUGACAAAGACUGUGCAAGCUAGAUAUGCGUGUACUACGUACUACGUAUUCAUUAGUCAUCGAAGAGACGACUGUACAAACUUGUACAAUUUGACCGGUAUAAAGGGGCGUGUCUUAUGGAAAUGUGAUGUGCUAAUUGGCGGAUAGCCGCUCAGGAGCUUCCUGGCGGUCACAUCUGCAUCUA
This is a messenger RNA of Lolium perenne, 1893 nucleotides long. RefSeq lists its product as uncharacterized. NCBI's taxonomy places the organism in Eukaryota, Viridiplantae, Streptophyta, Magnoliopsida, Poales, Poaceae. The record is from RefSeq and is a predicted model, not a curated record.